CAAGCAGGAGUCAGCCAUCUUCGACGCCGUGUUGGUGUGCACUGGGCACCACACCGAUGCACACCUCCCACUGCACGCCUUCCCUGGUCCCAUCUGUCUCCCUGCUUGGUUCAAACCCCAGACGGGUCCUGCAGAGCCAUGGAGGGCUCCUCUUCAUCUUUUGGAGGUGGCCCUCCAGCCCAGCAGUGGGAAGCACAGCAUUCCUCCUCCUUCUCCACAGGCAUUGAGAAGUUCAAGGGCCGCUACCUCCACAGCCGUGACUACAAGGAACCCCGGGAAUUCAUGGACAAGAGGGUCGUUGUCAUUGGGAUUGGGAAUUCAGGGUCAGACCUGGCCGUGGAGAUCAGCCAGACAGCCAAGCAGGUCUUCCUCAGCACCCGCCGAGGUGCGUGGAUCUUGAACCGCGUUGGACAGCAGGGGUACCCCAUUGACACCAUCUUCACCACUCGCAUGAAGUCAUUCUUGCAGCACCUGAUGACCUCCUCCAUGGCGAGCGACUACGCAGAGAAGCAGCUGAACAUGAGAUUUGACCACGUAAACUAUGGCCUGAAGCCAAAUCACAGGGUCCUCGACCAGCACCCGACCAUUAACGACGACCUGCCCAAUCGCAUCAUUUCAGGCAGGGUGCGGGUAAAGCCGAACAUCAAGCAGUUCACAGAGACAUCUGCCAUCUUUGAGGACGGCACUAGGGAAGACAUCGAUGCUGUGGUCUUUGCCACAGGGUACAGCUUCUCCUUCCCCUUCCUUGAGAGCUACGUAAAGGUGGUGGAGAACCAGGUUUCUCUCUACAAAUAUGUGUUCCCUGCUGACCUGGAGAAGCCGACGCUGGCUUUCAUUGGCUACAUCCAGCCUCUGGGAGCCAUCAUGCCCAUCUCAGAGAUGCAGUGUCGCUGGGCCACCCGAGUCUUCAAGGGGCUGAACAAACUGCCACCGAGGCAUGACAUGGAGGCUGACAUCAAGCACAAGAGAGAGGAGAUGGCCAAGCGGUACGUGGCCAGCCGGCGGCACACCAUCCAGGUGGACUACAUUCCCUACAUGGACGAGCUCGCCUGCCAGCUGGGCGUCAAGCCCAAUCUGCCAGUGCUCUUCCUCACUGACCCGAAGCUGGCCCUGGAGGUGCUGCUGGGGCCCUGCACGCCCUACCAGUACCGCCUGCAGGGCCCAGGUGCAUGGCAGGGGGCUCGGAAGGCCAUCUUGACCCAGCAGCAGCGCAUUGUUCAGCCCCUGCAGACACGGCAUGUGGAGAAGCACACCUCCACCAUGCCGCUCCUCCUCAAGCUGGCUGGGGCCCUGGCAGUCUUUGCUGUCAUCUUUGCCUACCUGUAGGUUGCUGCACUCUGCCUGGUGGGGCUGGUAAUGCAAGGGGAGGCUACACCACCCCAUGGCAGUCAUGCCCCUCAAAUCAAGGGAACUCUCUGCUUGUCGGCACGGCCCCACAUGAGUGCAAAGCACCAGACCCUCUCAGCUGGGGCAGACCCCAAAAACACCCUUCAGCGACACUGGGAUGAAGGAAAAGCCCUUCCCAUGUGUGGGGAAAUGCCCCAUCCUGCUCAGGUAUUGCUGUUGGGCGAGCAGAGAUUUGCUGGACCCUUCUGUCACCUGUAAUCCCAAUGUGCCUCCACUGAUUACACUCACAUGGUUUCUACAUAGCAAAGGUAUAGCAAAGUUUCUAACCAGAUUAAAGUGUUUCCAACAGA
This is a messenger RNA of Numida meleagris (helmeted guineafowl), 1697 nucleotides long. RefSeq names its product dimethylaniline monooxygenase [N-oxide-forming] 5-like. Gene Ontology annotation, molecular function: flavin adenine dinucleotide binding; NADP binding; N,N-dimethylaniline monooxygenase activity. The record is from RefSeq and is a predicted model, not a curated record. Bases 139 to 1326 code for a protein of 395 amino acids. The transcript is spliced from 6 exons. NCBI's taxonomy places the organism in Eukaryota, Metazoa, Chordata, Aves, Galliformes, Numididae.